GUGUGUGAGUGAGUGAGUGCGUGCCUCUGCCUCUGCCUCUCUGGUGGUAGGAAAAAGCGUAGUUUCGCCACUCAGCAGCUCUCAGCUCGCCAUCGUCUGUCCUCGUAAGCAAUCUUUUAUCACAGUUACCAGAUGAAUUUCGUGAUCAGUCUGUGAUUUGAGCUGCAAAUGAGGUAGAAGAAGCUCUUCUCUGAGUUCCGAUGGUAUUCAAUCAGCAUACAUGGAGGCUAACGAAUUUGAGCUUUAUAAGCAUUUGUUCGUCUAAGCCACUUCGAUUUGAGGUGUGCCUCUACUCAUCAAUUUCACGGCGUUGAUUUUAAAUUGAGCUUCUGACUUCAUCUUGUUCUCUUUUAGUCUUGAAUACUUGUACUUGAUUCUCCACUAUAUUAUAUUUGAAAUUAUGGAGAAUUCAAUUAAGAAGGUCCAGAGCUUGACUAUCUCCGUUUGUUCCUGCCAGCGUUAGCUUCUUUGAUCAUACAUCGCUUGUUACAUCGACUUCGUGUAUCUGGUUCCCGGGAAAAGAGUAGAAAAGAUGGUCUGUUCGUUAUCAACUUCGGCUGGGCCACCAAUUAAACGAAGGGCUGGUUUGUGGAGAGUACAGGCGGGACGAGGAUCAUACCGUGGAAGUUAGGUCUAUAGUGGAUAAUUUUGGCUGAAUUAAACCUUUAUUUACUACUGGAACGUUUUAGAUUUCUUCACAAGUUAACUGAUGGGGACUACUCCUCUGAGGCAGUUCCUGCAGAGUGUUUGCUGCAAUUCUCCUUGGAAUUAUGCAGUAUUUUGGAAGCUUCAGCUCCAGAACCAAAUGGUUUUGACAUGGGAAGAUGGAUACUGCAACAUCCAGAGGUUGAGAGAUUCCAUGGAAAGUAUAUUAGACGAUCUCUGCCUAAAAGGCUCAGAUGAGUUGUCUUCAAAUUUUGAAUGCAGUACACUCGAUGGCAAUAAUCCAACUGGACUAGCUGUGGCUGAGAUGUCAAGUGUUCAUUAUGCAUUGGGAGACGGGAUUGUUGGCGAGGUGGCAUAUACAGGGAACCAUCGCUGGAUUUUAUCUGAUAAUAUAUCAGGCGGUGCAUUAUUUCCCAAGUGUCCAGAUGAAUGGCUGCUUCAGUUUGUGGCCGGUAUCAAGACUAUUUUGCUGGUAUCUGUUGUUCCAGAUGGAGUUCUUCAACUGGGCUCAUUUAAUAUGGUUGCUGAAGAUCUGGCUCUGGUUACUUGUCUAGUAAAUAAAUUUAAAGACAUUCAAACUGUGAGGUAUUCUGCACCUUUCACCUCAAAAAGGAAAUUUCCAGUUCAGACAUCCUUAUUACCGAUGUCUACCCUCACGGAGAACUUUGAUGAGUCAUCUGCCAUGAGAAUGAAUGGAAUAAAGUCUGGAGAUUCAAAUUCUGUUGACGGUAUCAAAUCAACAAUGCGGCUGUUGACUACAGAUCAACUGAUGCCUUCGUGCAUGAUUCAAGAUUCUUGUAACAUGUUUGAAAAAUAUUUGCCUAAUAUUCUUGAAGGUGCUACUGAAAAUGAUAGCAAUGUGCAAUCAACGAGUCUGAUUGAAGUGGAAGAGCUACUCAAUCAAUCCCUUUAUGAUGAAAAUGAAGAGAUGACAGAUGUUAACAUGUUUAAGUUUUCUUUUCUGGAAGAAGAAUUACAGGACAUUUCUUGCACUAACAUGUACAAUUCAGGGUCUUUGGGGACUAUUCCAAUGAAAUGA
Messenger RNA from Ilex paraguariensis (yerba mate), 1705 nucleotides. Lineage: Eukaryota; Viridiplantae; Streptophyta; Magnoliopsida; Aquifoliales; Aquifoliaceae. The record is from the annotation of a GenBank genome assembly.